Dermacentor silvarum is the source of this 545-nucleotide messenger RNA. Its product is annotated as glycine-rich protein-like. The transcript has 2 exons. Lineage: Eukaryota; Metazoa; Arthropoda; Arachnida; Ixodida; Ixodidae. The record is from RefSeq and is a predicted model, not a curated record. The coding region runs from base 144 to 545 and encodes 133 amino acids.
CCGGCCGGAACUCGUCGCCGAAUACGUGACCACAGUUGCUGCCGCACUAUAUCCUGCUUGAGCAGUGUGGUGUAUAUAAGGAGCCUGCGAAGGCACGUAGAAACAUUGACUAUUGAGCAGCAGCCGUCGCAGCUACAGCAACCAUGAACGCACUGAGCAUCGCCGUCGUCCUCUGCGCCGUCAUCGCCACCGCCAUGGCUGGUAAUGUUGGCCUUGCCUCCGGUCUAGGCUCUGGUCUCGGCUCCGGUCUCGGCUCCAGUCUCGCCUACGGAGGCUAUGGUCUCGGCUAUGGGCUCGGCGGUGGUUACGGCGUCGGCGGCGUCGGCAUCGGCAGCAGCGUCGCUCUCGUUAACGGUGGCCCUGCCUUUGCCAAGGCCGUGGCUGGACCAGCCUUCCUCGUGAGGACGGUGCACCACGUCAACAAGCUGCAUGGCGGAGGCGCCGUGGUCGCUCACUCUGGCCUCGGAAGCGGAUACGGAGUCGGCUACGGUGGCUACGGAGGAUACGGUGGAUACGGCUAUGGCGGCUAUGGCUACAAGGGCUAA